AUUUCUUGUCUUUCUCACUCUAAUCAGAGAUCUUCUUUACAGUGGGGCGCCAAAAACCCCCUCAAAAUAAUUGAAAAAUUGAAAUUAUAAAAAUUAGGGCUAGAAAUUCCAUCUAUCUAUUCAUAAUUAUAAGAUUUUAUUUAUCGAUUUAAGGUGGUUAGGUUUUUGAAUUUGAUUUGGAAAGAAGAAGAAGAAGGAAUAUGUCAAGUAUGGAGUUGCAGAAUACAGUAAAAGAAGCCCUGAAUGCUUUAUAUCAUCAUCCCGAUGAUUCUGUUCGUAUGCAAGCUGAUCGAUGGCUUCAAGAUUUUCAACGUACUAUUGAUGCUUGGCAGGUUGCUGAUAACUUACUUCAUGACGCCAGUAGCAAUCAAGAGACGCUCAUUUUUUGUGCUCAGACACUUAGAAGCAAGGUACAAAAAGAUUUCGAGGAACUACCUUCUGAAGCUUUUCGGCCGUUACGUGAUUCGUUAAACGGCCUGCUGAAAAAACUACACAAAGGACCACCUAUAGUUCGAACACAGAUUAGCAUUGCUGUAGCAGCAUUGGCUGUACAUGUCUCCGCUGAAGAUUGGGGUGAUGGUGGUAUUGUGAAUUGGCUCAGAGAUGAAAUGAAUUUGCAUCCAGAAUGUAUUCCAAGUUUUCUUGAGCUGCUGACAGUCUUGCCACAGGAAGCUUUUAGCCACAAGAUAGCUGCUCGUCCAGAAAGGCGGCGUCAGUUUGAGAAGGAACUUAUUUCUGCAGCUGAGGUUGCUUUUAAUGUCUUGACUACUUGUUUGAGUCUGAAUGAACUAAAGGAGCAGGUUCUUGAAGCUUUUGCUUCCUGGCUUCAACUAAAGCAUGCGAUUCCUUCUGCUACCCUUGCAUGCCAUCCUUUGGUGCACUCAGCACUUUCUGCUUUGAACUCAGAGGUUCUUUCAGAGGCUUCAGUAAAUGUCAUCUCUGAGUUGAUACACUACACAUCGGCUCGAAGCUCCGGUGGUGUAGCUGCUCACAUGCCCUUGAUCCAGCUACUUGUGCCCCAAGUUAUGAAUCUUAGGGAGCAGCUUAAAGAUUCCUCAAAGGAUGAGGAAGAUUUGAAGGCCAUUGCUCGGUUGUUUGCGGAUAUAGGUGAUUCGUACGUGGAGUUGAUUGCCACUGGUUCUGCUGAAUCAAUGCUGAUUGUGCAAGCAUUGAUAGAUGUUGCUUCUAAUCCAGAAUAUUACAUUGCUUCAAUGACUUUUAGUUUUUGGCACAACCUUCAAGUUAACUUGACUGAAAGGGAUUCCUACUUAUCAUGCGGAGAUGAAGCAUCCAUUGAGGCAGAGAGAAAUCGAAGGCUACAAAUAUUUCGUUCGUCUUAUGAGUCACUUCUAUCUCUGGUUAGCUUCAGGGUUCAGUAUCCCCAUGAUUCUGAAAACAUUUCAAGAGAGGAUCGCAGGGAAUUUAAGCAAACAAGAUAUGCUGUCGCAGACGUCUUGAUAGAUGCAGCAUCAGUUCUAGGUGGUGAAGUGACACUAAAAAUUCUUUACAUGAAGCUUGUUGAGGACACUCACAGCUGUAGAAGUGAUGAAACUUGGGACUGGCGCCCUUCAGAAGCUUCUCUAUAUUGUAUCCGAGCUAUAUCAAGUUAUAUUUCAGUUGUCGAAGCUGAAGUAAUGCCUCAGGUAAUGGCGCUGCUUCCAAAACUCCCUCUUCAACCUCAAUUACUUCAGACAGUGUGCUUGACAAUCGGAGCAUAUUCAAAAUGGCUUGAUGCUUCACCAAAUGGACUCCCGGUUUUGCCUUCAGUGAUAGAGAUUCUCAUGAGUGGCAUGAGUGCCUCUGAAGACUCUGCAGCAGCUGCAGCUUUGGCCUUUAGGCACAUUUGUGAUGAUUGCCGACAAAAGCUUUGUGGGUCUCUAGAUGGUCUAUUCCACAUAUACCAUAGAGCGGUUAGUGGGCAAGGUGGCUAUAAAUUCUCUGCCGAAGAGUCAUUGUACUUGGUUGAAGCAUUGAGUAUGGUUAUCACAGAGCUUCCUCCUGAAAAUGCAAAAAAAGCCCUGGAAGCAUUAUGCCUUCCUGUUGCGACUCCAUUACAGGAACUCAUCAAUCAAGGUCCCACGCAACUACAAAAAGCACUUGCGCGGGAACUUACUAUUCAUGUUGAUCGACUGGGAAACAUCUUCAGGUAUGUUAAUCACCCUGAAGCCGUGGCAGAUGCAAUACAUAGAUUAUGGCCAAUUUUCAAAACCAUAUUUGAUCAUCGUGCAUGGGACAUGCGGACAAUGGAGUCUCUUUGCCGGGCUUGUAAAUAUGCUGUGAAAACUUCGGGAAAGUUCAUGGGAAUCACAAUAGGAGCUAUUUUGGAGGAGAUACAGGGUUUAUAUCAACAGCAUCACCAGCCGUGUUUCCUAUACCUGUCAAGUGAAGUGAUAAAGAUAUUUGGUUCUGACCCAUCAUGUGCAAACUAUCUCCGAAGUUUGAUUGAAGCGCUUUUCAACCACACCACACAUCUUCUGACAAAAAUUGAGGACUUUACAGCCAGACCAGACAUAGCCGAUGACUGUUUUUUGUUGGCGUCUCGAUGCAUCCGCUAUUGCCCUCAUCUUUUCGUUGCAUCAGCUGUAUUCCGACCUUUAGUUGAUUGUGCGAUGAAUGGGAUCACAGUACAACACAGAGAAGCUUGCAGUUCAAUACUGACAUUUUUAUCAGAUGUCUUUGACAUUUCAAACUCUAGCCGAGGAGAACAGUACAAAUCUACCAGGGAUACUAUUGUAGUUCCUCGAGGUCCAAGUCUGUCUAGAAUUUUGAUAGCCUCCUUAACAGGAGCUCUCCCUAGUUCUCGAUUAGAAGUGGUUACGUACACCCUGCUAGCCUUGACGAGGGCCUAUGGGAUGAUGGCUCUUGAGUGGGCCAAAGAAAGCAUUUCAUUGAUUCCGUCAACAGCCGUAACAGAAGUGGAGCGUUCAAGAUUUCUUCAAGCUUUAUUAGAAGCAGCAUCUGGGGCUGAUAUUUCAUCUUUAACAGCUCCUGUUGAGGAGAUUUCGGAUGUUUGCCGCCGCAACAGAGCAGUUCAAGAGAUUGUACAGGGAGUUUUGAGGCCUUUGGAGUUGAAUUUUGUACCUGCUAUAUCCUCCUAGUAGAAAGGAAGAUAGUAACACAUUGUAUUUAUAUGGAUCUGAAAUUUUUGGUAGAUUUUGUACUUGCUUAUGUAUCAUUGAUUGUGUAUUAAUUUAUUGGCUAUAGUGAGCGAGUCUCGAGUGAGUUGAUCGGAUGUCUGUAUUUUUCCUCCCUAGUGUCGCUUUUCGAGCACAAAAUUUGUAUUUUUUUUUUUAGUUCCUAAAUCUGUUCAUUCUGAAAUUUUGAACCUUGUUUCUGUACUGAUCUCCGGCAACUUUAUUCUUAAAUUUCUGCUCACCUUUCUUAA
Molecule: messenger RNA, 3385 nt
Organism: Papaver somniferum (opium poppy)
Lineage: Eukaryota; Viridiplantae; Streptophyta; Magnoliopsida; Ranunculales; Papaveraceae
Product: transportin MOS14-like
Exons: 27
Coding region: 201-3098 (965 amino acids)
Biological process (GO): protein import into nucleus
Cellular component (GO): nuclear membrane; cytoplasm
Molecular function (GO): small GTPase binding
Source: RefSeq, a predicted model, not a curated record